Molecule: messenger RNA, 3486 nt
Organism: Nematolebias whitei (Rio pearlfish)
Lineage: Eukaryota; Metazoa; Chordata; Actinopteri; Cyprinodontiformes; Rivulidae
Gene: itga1
Product: integrin, alpha 1
Exons: 29
Coding region: 1-3486 (1161 amino acids)
Biological process (GO): cell-matrix adhesion; integrin-mediated signaling pathway; cell adhesion mediated by integrin
Cellular component (GO): external side of plasma membrane; integrin complex
Molecular function (GO): integrin binding
Source: RefSeq, a predicted model, not a curated record
AUGUGGGACACUUUCUGCUCCUCUGCCCUCGCAGCGCUGCUGACUUGUGUGUUGUCCUUCAACGUGGACCAGAAGAACAGCCUGUCCUUCGAGGGUCCGCUGAAUGACAUGUUUGGCUACACGGUCCAGCAGUUUGAGAACAGCGAGGGAAAAUGGGUUCUGAUUGGAUCACCUCAUUCAGGCCAACCACGUAACCGAACUGGGGAUGUUUAUAAAUGUCCUGUCGGAAGGAGGGACAACACUUGUGUCAAACUGAAGCUACCAGACAACACUACUAUCAAGAAUGUGCUCGAAAUAAAGGAAAACAUGACCAUGGGAAGCACACUGGUGACCAAUCCCAAUGGAGGAUUUCUGGCGUGCGGUCCUCAGUACGGGUACAUAUGUGGCCAACUCCAGUAUAUCACAGGGGUUUGUGCGAACGUCAGCUCCUCCUUCCAGGUCCUCAACUCCAUAGCUCCUGAAGUUCAAAGCUGUUCAAAUAAACUGGACAUUGUGUUUGUGUUGGAUGGAUCUAACAGUAUCUACCCAUGGGAAAGCAUUGUCAACUUUAUAUGCCGUUUCCUGGAGAAAACCCACUUUGACCCUAAGCAAUCACAAGUGGGCAUAGUGUCCUAUGGUGAGGAUGUAACUCACCAGGUCAACCUCAGCCAGUUUCACAGCAGCUCUGAGCUGCUGAAAUUUGUCAAAAAACUUCCUCAGCAUGGAGGGACAAAGACCCACACUUUCUUGGCUAUCGAGACCGCAAGAAAGGAGGCGUUCACAACAGAGAGGGGUGCACGACCUGAUGCAAAGAAAGUCAUGGUGAUUUUGACUGACGGAGAGUCACAUGACUUCUACAAACAAAAAGAGGUCAUCCGCGAAUGUGAGAAUGAUGGCAUCAUCAGGUUUGGCAUUGCUGUUCUGGGUUACUACAGACGUAGCAAUGGAAGCGAAGAGCAAGUGGAGAAGUUUAUUAAUGAGAUUAAAUCGAUUUCCAGUGAGCCGGUACACGAUCACUUCUUCAACGUGUCUGAUGAAUUUGCUUUGGAGAACUUUGCCGACACGCUGGGAGAUAAGGUUUUUGCUUUGGAAGCAACUUCUGGGAAUCAUACUUCCUCUUUUGAGAUGGAGAUGUCCCAAACUGGGUUUAGUGCACAUUCUUCCAACGAGGGUUUGUUACUGGGAGCAGUUGGAGCAUAUGACUGGAAUGGAACGGUGGUGAUGCAAACAGCUAAACAAACGAUCAUCCCCAAAAAAACUCAGUUUUAUGAUUCAAAGUCUGAGGCUGGGUAUGAAGGACUAGCUGGGUACCUUGGAUAUGAUGUUCAAUCUGCAUCCACUCAUAAAGGAGUGCUGUACAUCACUGGGGCACCGCGGUACAACCACACUGGCCGUGUUGUCAUCUAUCGCAUGGUAGAAGGCAGAAUUUCUGUUUCACAAAUACUGAAAGGAGAUCAGAUUGGUUCCUACUUCGGCAGUGUCCUGCAAACUGUUGACAUUGAUGGAGAUUCGUACACAGACCUCCUUCUUGUUGGAGCUCCAAUGUACAUGGGCUCAGAAAGAGACGAGCAGGGGCAAGUCUACGUCUACAAACUCAACCGGAGGGGCCGGUUUGAGCACGAGUUUACCCUAAAGCCUAUCAACCAGACAUGUUGUGCUGCCCAGUCAGCUGGCUGCACCAAUAAAAAUGAGCCAUGCGGAGCUCGGUUUGGUACUGCCAUAGCAGCUGUGUCUGAUCUCAACCUUGAUGGAUUCAACGACGUAGUGAUUGGUGCACCGUUUGAGAAUGACCACAGAGGAGCUGUUUACAUCUUCCAUGGAGACAAGAAAUCUCUGAAGAAGACGUUUGUACAGCACAUCCCUGCAGGUGGUGAUGGUGAAAAGAUUAAAUUUUUUGGUCAGUCCAUCCAUGGAGUGAUGGAUCUAAAUGGAGACGGCAUCACUGAUGUUACCAUAGGAGGCCUAGGAGGGGCUUCCCUGUUCUGGACCAGAGAUGUGGCAGAGCUGCAUGCUAACAUGACUUUUAACCCUGUUAAAAUCAACCUGCAGCAGUCUCAGUACCAGUGUGAUGGAGGCACCUCGGUGUGUGUGAACACCACCGUUUGUUAUCGCUAUGUUGUAAAAUCUCACAAGAAGGAUGUGAACCCUCCUGCAGAAAUCCGUUAUACGAUUACUCUGGAUGCUCUGCGUGCAAAGGCCAGGGCUUCGUUUGUUGAACAGGGCACUGAGAAAAGUGAUCGCAAGAUUACCAAGACCUUCAAAAUCAAAGACAGAGAAGAGAAAUGCCUGAAAGAAAAAUUCAAAAUGUCGCCCCGGCCCGACUUCAGGGACCCCGUUUUGGUGUCUUUGGAGUUUGGACUAGUUGAAGAAGAUCAAGGGCCUGUCCUGGAUGAAACUCUUCCCAAAUCCAUCAAUAAAACCAUUCCUCUGAUGGAUUGUGGAGGUGACGGAAAGUGCGUCAGUGAACUGUCGCUCACAGCGGAGCCGAGUGUCAAAAGCAUGCUGAUUAAAGCGAAUGCAAGAGACAAGAUUGACGUGAACAUCCGAGUAAGGAACAGCAGAGACAGUGCCUACAACACCAAAGUGAACAUCAGCUUCACACCAAACAUCAAUUAUGUUAAAGUCGAGCCAGAGAAGGAUUGCACUCUGAAUCAUACGAAAGUGGAGUGUGCUGUUGGAUAUCCCUUCCUGGGACAAAAUACAGAGGAGAAUUUCAAAGUGAGGUUUGAGACAAACCCUAACCAAAUACAGGAGAACAUCCAAAUCAACCUGACAGCUACAAGCGACAGUGAAGAGUUGUCGUCUUCUGACAAUACUGUAACAAUCUCCAUCCCUGUGAAGUAUGAACCUGGAGUCAUAUUCAGAGUGAAUCCUGUGGACGCACACAUCGUAGUUAAAGAUGGUGACCAGUAUGCUUUGAAGCACAACGACACUAAGCUGACUUGGGAGGAGGUCAACAUCAACUAUACGGUGGAGAGGUCAGGCGAUGUGAUGACUCCGCCUCUUAACCUCAUAGUGUCGUUUCCUCAUCUGUCUCCGCUGAAGAACAAGAUACUCGACUUGACACAUUUCUCCGCCAGCUCAGGGGUCAAAUGUAACGAAGAGCGCUGGAUGAAUUGGGAUAAAAGCAACCCUUCUGUGAAGGCGCUCAAACCCAAAAAGGAAACCCUCAGUGUCUUUUUGCUGCAAUGUGGACAAACAGACUGCGCGUUCAUCGACUGCUUCAUCCCCGAAACCAAACUGAGUCAGGUCAACGUUACUUUCAGAGUGUGGAAACCUACGUUUAUCGAGGGCGAAUUUUCCAGUUUGUACAUGACGGUGAAUGGUACGUUGAGGAUUACCAACGAACAACUAUACGAGCUCAACAGCAAUGACAAGCACAGAAGUGUGAGAAUCCCAGUUUCAAAAGAAACGGUCGAAGGAAUCCCCAUCUGGAUCAUCAUCAUCAGCAUCCUGAUAGGACUGCUGAUCUUAGCACUCGUCAUCUUUAUUCUCUGGAAGGGUUGA